CUCAGUCACUCACUCACCAUCUUCUCUUUCAUCAUGGAUUCUCUCUCAAGAACCAACAAUUCCUUCACUGAAACCAGAUUCGAAUAUGAUCCCAAAACAGACCUAAAAGCUUUCGAUGAAACGAAAGCCGGUGUUAAAGGACUCGUAGAUGCGGGAGUAGUCAAAAUUCCCAAAAUCUUCAUCAGACCAUCCAACGAUCCUCCCGAGACACCGAACUCUCGCCUUACGAAUUUGCAAGUUCCGAUGAUAGAUCUGGGGGGCAUCGACGACCGUGAUCGGCGCGAUGAGAUUGUGGAUGAAAUCCGCAGAGCGUCUGAGGAAUGGGGCUUUUUCCAAGUGGUGAAUCACGGAAUCCCUUUCGGUGUGUUAAGUGGAAUGAUUGAUGGUGUUCGUAAAUUUAACGAACAAGAUUUGGAGGCGAAGAAAGAGUUCUACACGCGUGAUCGGAAUAGAAAAGUGAGAUUCAAUAGCAAUUUUGAUUUGUAUCAUGCAAAAGCUGCGAAUUGGAGAGACACAUUGACAAUUUCUAUGGCGGUUCCUGAACUUGUCCCUGAGGAACUGCCCUCAGCUUGCAGUUGCUUUCACAUACAGAGGAGAGAAGAGGCGAGAGAGCGAAGAGAAGAGAGAAGAGAGGAGGAAGAGA
Messenger RNA from Camellia sinensis, 643 nucleotides. The record is from RefSeq and is a predicted model, not a curated record. NCBI's taxonomy places the organism in Eukaryota, Viridiplantae, Streptophyta, Magnoliopsida, Ericales, Theaceae.